Lytechinus variegatus (green sea urchin) is the source of this 4001-nucleotide messenger RNA. Its product is annotated as lysine-specific demethylase 2A-like. The record is from RefSeq and is a predicted model, not a curated record. NCBI's taxonomy places the organism in Eukaryota, Metazoa, Echinodermata, Echinoidea, Temnopleuroida, Toxopneustidae. Gene Ontology annotation, molecular function: protein binding; transcription coregulator activity; zinc ion binding. Gene Ontology annotation, biological process: regulation of transcription by RNA polymerase II; protein demethylation. The coding region runs from base 149 to 3505 and encodes 1118 amino acids. The transcript has 17 exons.
AAAUCAUAUGUUAAUUAAGCGUACGUGACGAAACAGGGCCGCCAUGAAGAAUCGGUUUUGACCAAAAGUGAAAAUACACAUGAAAACACAAUGUUGGUUUAGGAAUCCUGUUAUAUUUGUGGUCUAUCGUUGGAUUUGAGAAAUCAGUAUGACAUCGCAAACGGAAACUGGUCGGUCUUUGCGCCACAAGGUCCGUCGUCAUUAUGACGAAGGCGAGCAUCAAGAUGAUGAGAUUGAAGGGAGGAGGACGUUUACUCUGGACGAUAAGCUCACAACAGAUCGUUACAACUUCCCAAUGGUCAAGACUAUGAGUAGCCAAGAUUUCACACUUCAGUGGCUUCAAGAGAAUGGCUUUGAUACACCUCUUUUGUUUAAAGAAUCUACCCAUCUUGACAUCAGGACACCAGAUAGUAACUUCACUGUUAGCGAUGUCAAGCAAUUUGUUGGGAGCCGUCGUGUUGUUGAUGUGAUGGAUGUGAACACACAGAAAGGCAUUGAGAUGACCAUGGCUCAGUUUGCCAGGUAUUAUGAAAGCCCUGAUCGGAAGGAGCUUUACAAUGUCAUUAGUCUUGAGUUCAGUCACACAAGAUUAGCAGACGCUGUCCAGCAGCCAAAAGUGGUUCGUCAGAUUGAUUGGGUGAAUAAUGUUUGGCCUCGUCAUUUAAUAGAUACCCAGAGAGAUAGCACCAAUAUUCUUGCUGAAAUGAAAUAUCCCAAGGUCCAAAAGUAUUGUUUGAUGAGUGUAAAAGGGUGCUACACAGACUUCCAUGUUGACUUUGGUGGUACAUCUGUCUGGUAUCAUAUACUCAGAGGAUCAAAGGUGUUUUGGUUGAUCCCACCGACGGACGAGAACCUGGAGACGUAUGAGACCUGGGUGUUGUCAGGGAAGCAAGGAGAUAUCUUUCUUGGAGACCGGGUGAUGGAGUGUGGCAGGAUCCGCCUGGAGGCAGGAGACACAUUCAUGAUCCCUACAGGUUGGAUCCAUGCAGUUUAUACGCCUGAAGAUUCACUGGUGUUUGGUGGUAAUAUCCUGCACACAUUCAAUGUUCGGAAGCAGCUUGGUGUUUGGCAACUUGAAGACAGAACAAGGGUGCCAACCAAGUUCCGCUACCCGUUCUACUUUGAGAUCCACUGGUUUGCUCUCGCAAGGUAUGUUGAAGUCCUCCUCGGUCGCCAGCAUGUCAGACAAUCUGGAAACUCGCAGGUGGAACAAUUAGAAUUAGCAUAUACAAACAAUGGACAUAGCAUCAAGCAAGAGAAUGGAAUUGAUGUGCAUGUGAAGGUGGAUGAGGAGGAGGAAGUUCAGAUUAAUCAUCGCCAUAGAAACGUGAAGGUGGAAGACGAGGAUGAGAUGUCAGAUGCCAUCUUGAAAUCACUGGCAAUGGGACAAACUAUGGACAUGGAUACUUCGGAUGACAAGGAUUUUUCAUUUGAGGAUUCCACAGAGAAAUUUGAGAUCAAAUUCGAGCCAACUGGAAGUGGGGGAGGAGAGUUUGCAUCGACUUCAUCGUUGGGCGGAGUCAAGGAGCACGUCCACCUGUCAUGGGCCGAGAUGGAAGGUUUGAUCAACUUGGUGGAGUUCUUGGAGAGUCUACCAAGGAGUAAACGCAGUGUCCCAGAACUCAUUGACAAUCCUGAUCAACUCUUAGAAGAUGCCAGGGAGAUGCUGGAGCUACACCAAGAUGAUGAUCCAGGCCUUGGAGUCACUGGAAUCCCUGUUGUUAAAUGGCCAGAUCCUCCUCCUAAGCCUCCUGUCAAACUAAAACCACUCCACUCUGGUGUAAAACGGGUGAAGAAGAAAAAGAAGAACAAGUCUCUGACGAUGAAUCGUAAGCGACGUACACGCUGCAAGAGCUGUGCCAACUGCACCAGGGCAGAUUGUGGAGAGUGCAACUACUGUUUGGAUAUGAAGAAGUAUGGAGGUCCUGGGAGAAUGAAGCAAUCCUGUAUCAAGAGACAAUGUUUGACACCCAUCCUACCAGGCAAGUCUAGCUGUUCAAUAUGCAAGCAAGAGGAUUGCGACGCAGAAGGGAACACCACUCUCUUUGAGUGCUAUGUCUGUCAUGAUAUCACCCAUCCUGCAUGUGUGAAGGAGCAAGGAUUUGAGGCAGAGGGUGUUAUGAACGAGGAGCUGACAAACAGCUGGGAGUGCCCCAAGUGUGUGGAGGUAGAAGAUGAUGACGAUGACGAGGAGGAUGAUGAGGAUGAAGAGGAGUCUGGUCAUGAGUCUGAUGGUAGUUCAGAGAAGUCAGCACCUGCAAGAGGCAGAAAAAGGAAAGCUGAUAAUGAUGAUGGGAGUCCUGAUGCUGGCACACCCGGAAAGAGAGUGAGCCAACGAGGAAAGGGACCUUCCAUGGCAUCAACGUCCACCUACCAAGGUACACUCCGGACAAGACUAAGGCAUCGCGGAGGAAACACCCAGCAGCUGGCCAAGAAGAAGGUGCGCCAGGCUAAGUAUCACAUGCAGAAGUCAUCACUCAAAGGGAAAGUAAUGGCAAAGAGGCAUACUUGGCAGCACAAGAAGAGACACCCUGGUAGGCCACCAAAACUUCAAGCUCAGGUUGAACCAAAACCAAUCAUCAUGGAGAAGAUACCAGCCUGUGCUGCUCCAAAGUUUGUUGUCCGACCGGCUCCUGCAAACCCUCCGGCUGAGUUUGUUCUUAUGGCAGAUGACACAAAGCAUCCCAUCCAUCGGGAUGACUGGAUGACCAUCUUCCAGUUUCUUGACAGACAUGCUCUCAACGAAUGCAUGGCUGUCUGUAAGACAUGGAACAGAUGGUGCAUUCAUCCUUCACUCUGGAAGAAGAUCAGUCUUGCCCGUGUAUCUCCCCUCACAAAGUCUGCACUCUGUGGAAUUGUCCGACGUCAACCGCUUUCGCUGAAUCUUUCCUGGACAAACAUCAGUGCCAAGCAACUGUCCUGGCUCCUCCCACGUCUCCCAAACCUCAAGGAACUGAGUCUUGGUGGGUCAACUUGGCCUGUUGUUUACAGCCUAGCCUCUGUAGCUUGCCCCUUCUUAACAUCACUUGACCUACAGUGGGUGAGCGCCCUCAAUGACUCUUCCCUCAUGUCUCUACUCUCCCCUCCCAAUGACCACAGACCAGGUUAUUUUGAUGAACGUUCUCGUCUCUCAAACAUUGAGAGGUUAUGCUUGUCCGGAGCAGACAUCACUGAUGCAACCAUGUCAGCAAUUGUUCAGUAUGCACCACUUCUUGCUCACCUGGAUGUUAGUUUCUGUGGUAACCUAACCGAUGCUAGCAUCAGGAUUCUUCUUGAUGAGAAGUCUCCAGUCAGAAUGACUCUUAGAGAGCUGAACAUUGCCGGUUGCAGGAAAAUGACACUAUCUGUCUUUAGCCAACUAGAGUCUUGCCCAACUCUCAAGAAGCUCAUCGUCCAUUCCUGUCCCAACCUGGCCCAAGAAGCUUGCCUGAAAUUCACUGAGCAGAAAGGAGUUGAGAUGGUGACUAACAAACCAAGAAGAGUGUGCAGAACAAGUAGCCACUGAUUUGGAGAUUCCAUGUCAUUUGACUGUCGCUCCUAUGGAAGAUCUACACAUUAUUCCUAACCUUUAAACUAAUCCUUACCCCAAUGGUCACAUUAUCCUUGGGAUGUUUCAUAAAGCUCUUUGUAAGUUAUAAACAACUGACAAAAUGGCCCCUUUGAUCCAGUCAAAUAUUGACAUUUGUUCAAUGCACUUGAAACUUAAAUACUUGUUAAAGAUAAUAUUAAUCUGAAAAGAUUUCAUAUCAAUGUUAGCUAAUGGGAAUACAAAUGAAUAAGAAUCAAAUGUAGUACAAGAAUGGUUCAUUAGUCAUGUAUAAAGUUUUGUGUAACUUUUGAUUGGUUUUAUGAAACACCUCCCCCCCUGAACUUGAUGUUAUCACAACCUUCCCUAACCCAAUGUCAUCAAAGUAGGAGGAAGUGCCACAGGGCAAAAUGUCUGAUCGCUUGGGGAGUAUUUUAUGAAGAAUUAUACUUGCAUCUGAUUGGCUGAGACCUAG